GAAAGUUUCAUGUUCCAUGUGCUCAGUCUCAAUUUCAAUAAGACGCCCUAAAACGUUUUAUGAACACGUUAAGUUCAGCCAUGGUAAAUCGGCAGGUUUUCAUGUUGUUUGUAAACAUCCAGGUUGCGACGGUGUGUACCAUUUAUUCGCGUCAUUUAAAAGGCACUGGAACAAAUGCCAUCCAGAAACUUCGACAGUUAGACAAAAUGCUGCUGCUGUUCAAACCAUUAAUGACAAGGCUAGUGAUCCCGCGUCCAUUGAAGAUGUGGUUGUUGCUAGUAGUAACACAACUGAUGACGUCAGGGCUGGUCUUGAACAAUCAUCAGCUGAAGAUAGGCAUGAUUUUGAUCACGAACAACAACCUUAACAUUCUGGCCAGCAAAAUUUGGUUCCUGCUCAUCGUGAAAUUGAAUCCCUCCUUUUCACUCCUGGUGCUGCGUUUAGUGAAUUUGAAUGGGAGGCUGGCUUGCUACUUAUAUUGCGACAAAGAUAUUUCCUGGCCUACGAGGCCCUGCUCUUUGUGUCUGAGUCCAUCCAUGAGCAUUAUUCAAGAAAUAUGGCCAUCGUUCAGGAAAAACUUGCUGCCCUAUUAUCUACUGAAGUAACUGGUAGUACCAAGUUUAAAGCAGCUUUCCUGCGAAUCAACCAAGAAGAGCAGCUCACUCGUCAUCGACUAGAGAAAAUUUGGACAAACUUCUUUCCUACUAUUAUGCCAAAGUCGGUCAUUCUCAAUCAAGAUGAGCCUUUGUAUGAAUGGAUAAAAGAUGAGAAACUUUUUUGAACGAGGUCUUCAAGACAGGGUAUGUAGUACCCUUUUUU
Molecule: messenger RNA, 819 nt
Organism: Daphnia magna
Lineage: Eukaryota; Metazoa; Arthropoda; Branchiopoda; Diplostraca; Daphniidae
Exons: 3
Coding region: 60-605 (181 amino acids)
Source: RefSeq, a predicted model, not a curated record